Penicillium olsonii is the source of this 2217-nucleotide messenger RNA. The record is from the annotation of a GenBank genome assembly. Lineage: Eukaryota; Fungi; Ascomycota; Eurotiomycetes; Eurotiales; Aspergillaceae.
AUGUCUGCUCCUCGACCGACCUCGCCGCCGCGCGCGCGCAGGGCGUUGCAAGAGCGGAAUUCCGCCCACACGAACGAAAGAUCGCCGACUCGGUCAUUACGGAUGGUCUCGGCGGAUCAGGAAGAGGUGGAUAUGUAUAACGCGACACCAUUCCCAACGAAACCCGAACAGAUUUUGCUGCCUAUUCCCGGUAAAGGACAGCAAGAAUAUAUCGCGGACACCGGUUUCAGUUAUUCGGACAACAUCGCGCCCUCCUCGUCGACUUAUUCAACACCAACCUUCAGUCCCCCGACCCCGGCCAGCCCACGGGAUUUUUCAAUCGGCGAAGGAUGGGAUAGAUCGACCGAUGACGCUGGGAACUCGCCGCCACAGAUGUGGGACGACGACCCAAGCUCGAGCAAGUCGUCGCUGCCAGAGGUUUCGUCGGGAAAAGCGCCAAACUAUGGAUCGGAGGGUUCGGAGCCAGAGUUCUCGGAUGACGAUAUGGCUGUCUUGCCCACUGCCACGCCAACAAUCAAAGCCGUUCUCUCGGAGGGCUCUAUGUCGCCCAAGUCCUCCGACGAAUCAAUUGCAGGUUAUUCCAGCCCAAACAUCGAGCAGAUUGGAGCUCCGUCCAGUCCGAACUUCGUGAUGCUCGACAACUCCAGCACGCACUUCGCUCGCCCAAGCAGUGCGUCGUCUGAGAUGGACCGCCGAACCAAUUCGAUUUCCUCAUUCAAUUCAGGCGGCACUGUAGUGAGACAUUCCGGCGCCACUCCCUGGUUCCAGACAACCUUCCAGACAGUCUCUUCCGACCGACUGAGCUACCGCACCCCGUCGUUCCCGUCCAGCCCUCCCGUUCAGUCCGUCGCAUCCUUCCGGUCAACAUCGCGCGCUCCAUCAGGGGGCCGUUCACGCUCUGCAACCUCUUCCUCGCGCAGCCUCCGAUCCGCUUCUGAUCUGCAGGCCGCCAUUGACAGUGGCGUUCCCAUCCAAUACCCCCGGAUCCGUGGCCCAUCAUCUUCGAGCUCCCGGGCAGAUACCUCGGUAUCCGGAGAGCGCGACUUCUCUCCUGGUCCUGCCUCUGGCCGUUGCAAUCCUCACCUGGCGUCUGGUCGCUGGAACCCUCACCUCUCAACUGUUUCAUCCAACUGGUCCGCCGAUGACUUAGCCAACCUGUCCGCCCAACCCGAGCCUCAGUCAGAUUCUGACCGUUCAGUGCCAGAGCUCACGCCUCCACCCGCCGCGGCUCUCAAGAAGGAGGACACCCGGUCGUCUAUUUGGCUCGUCGACAGCUCCAAUGAUAGUGACGACGAACGCCUUGACAGCCUGACCAAGCUUCCCUCUCGUCCGGUCUUCGCUCAAAGUCUCUCCUCUGGCUCCAAGCGAAGCAACAGCACCCGUAGCACCCGCCCGGGAACCGGCUCCAGCAAUAUAUUCAAUAUUCUUCCCACCUGGGCCAAGGUUUACUAUUUGCACGAACCCAUGGGGUUGAACUCCACCUUGACUAUGAUCGACGGCAGCCGACCGUCCUCCGCCCGGGCACCCUCAACCAAGGCACCCUCAACCAGGGCACCGUCCACCCGAGCCCCGUCAAUCCGCCCGCCCUCCACCCGAACGGGGACCUCCAACUCAAGUGUGUUCAACUUGGUCCCCGGGCCGCUCAACGUCCCGCGUCCGCGAUCCCCAGAAAAUCCUGGACCUUCCCAACGUCCCGCAUCACCUCUGCGCCAACAGCGUCGCCAAGAAAGCGACCUGCGCGAUCCUCGCGCCCACUGGGUGCCCUCACCGCAGCCUUCGGACGGUGGAUCCAGCAAUGCCAAUCACCGUCUCCACCACAGUUGGUCUCCCCACCUGCUUCCCGACCGAAGAGUCCUGCAAGGGUCGCGAUCUGGCUGGCGCGCGCCUUCACUCGACUCCCGCGGCGAGCCAACCUUCGGUCGACGCAACAUUCAAGUAUACUCGUUCUGCGCUGGCUUCAUUUUCCCUCUCGCAUGGUGUGUCGCUGCAUUCCUGCCUUUACCGCCCAGGCCAACCCUGUCUCCGGAAAUGGCGGAGUGUGGGUCUGACUCUGAUGUUGAGGCUGCGCUUGAGAUGCAGUGCAUGAACCUGCAGCAGCGUCGACAUGACAAUGCGCGUUGGUGGCGAACUCUCAACCGGUGGAUGGUUUCACUUGGCGUUGUCAUCAUCGUCAUUGUUGUUACCCUUGCUGUUGUCGGCACUACAACAGGGUUCUAG